Molecule: messenger RNA, 1438 nt
Organism: Lutzomyia longipalpis
Lineage: Eukaryota; Metazoa; Arthropoda; Insecta; Diptera; Psychodidae
Gene: Ubc6
Product: ubiquitin-conjugating enzyme E2-17 kDa
Exons: 3
Coding region: 405-860 (151 amino acids)
Biological process (GO): protein polyubiquitination; proteasome-mediated ubiquitin-dependent protein catabolic process; DNA repair
Cellular component (GO): HULC complex
Molecular function (GO): ubiquitin conjugating enzyme activity
Source: RefSeq, a predicted model, not a curated record
CGGUUUUAUUUUCACUUGAGUUUGUUUUUUUACACGCCUCUGAGUUCUUUAUAGUUUUUCAUAGAUUUUCCCCAACUAUCUUGAACAGGAAGUACAAAAUUUUCCAUGGAAAAAUGAAGAAAAUCAUAAAAUUUUAGCCUUUGAAGAGGAGUUGCGGAAUGUGCUCAUUCACUCGACGCAUUCAUCUUCCUCAAUGAAACUUCAAAGUGAAGAAGAAGAAGAAGUCGUGUAGUGAAAAAAAAAGUCAUUUAACCCUCGGGGAGAGUAGAAAAAUUUGCAAAAUUACGCAGAAUAGUGGGCGGAAGUGAUUUUUUGUGAGAAAAAGUGAGAAAGGCAGUGUGCUGAUUUGGGCGGAAGUGUGCUGAAAAGGGAAUUUUUGAGGCUCUGAAAAAGACACGGUAGCAAUGUCAACGCCAGCGCGUAGACGUCUUAUGAGGGAUUUUAAAAGACUCCAGGAAGAUCCCCCAACUGGAGUGUCCGGAGCCCCCACGGACAACAACAUCAUGAUCUGGAACGCUGUGAUAUUCGGACCUCAUGACACACCCUUUGAGGAUGGCACAUUUAAGCUCACGAUAGAGUUCACGGAGGAAUACCCCAAUAAGCCGCCCACUGUGCGCUUUGUCUCCAAAAUGUUUCAUCCAAACGUCUACGCUGAUGGGGGCAUCUGCCUUGAUAUCUUGCAGAACAGAUGGAGCCCCACGUAUGACGUGUCCGCUAUUCUGACUUCAAUACAGUCACUUCUGAGUGAUCCAAAUCCAAAUUCUCCGGCCAACUCCAUGGCUGCGCAGCUCUACAAAGAGAAUCGGCGGGAGUAUGAGAAGCGAGUUAAAGCCUGCGUAGAACAGAGCUUUAUCGAUUAGUCAUCUCUGGAUUAUUUUCUGGUGUGUGUGUGAGGAUUGAGUGGCGGAGGAUUCGUUGUGGAGGAGAUGCGCCCCCCCCCCCCAUUGGGGCUCGCAGCAAAAUCGUGCGAUUGGGUGGUUUGGUGGCCGGCCAACGAGGUUUUGGCGAUUUCUUCGUGAAAAUAAAAUUAUUUAAAUAAACAUGAAAAUAAAAAUAAAUAAAAAAAAACCAAGCGUGGAUCCCUGCUAAUUUCCACCCCACUCUCCCCCCGCAACACUUUCUGUUUCCACCCCCACAUCUCCGCCCCCCAUAUCCCCCUCUGUAUCUGUUAGUGUCUCAGUAUACCUUACGACAAAAAAAAAUAAAUACAAGAAAAGUAUAAAAAUAAUAAAAGAAAAAUAAAUCUUUAGAAAUAAAAUAAAAUAAAAUGAAAAGCAACUUUUCUGGUCUACCGAUCGAAUGGAUGUCAUACUAGAAUUUCUGAUAAAAAAAAACUCCUAGAGCAUUAUACAAGAUGAAUAUUAUUAUAUAAAACAAAUAUUAAAUUAACUUUUAGAGUCGUGAAGAAUUGGAAAAUAAAGCAAAUUAAAUUAAUAAA